AUGAGACUGCUACAAGUUUUCAUAUCCGCCGCAGCCUUGGGUGUGGCGGUAAAUUCGACAGCGCCGGCCGCUACAGUCGCUGGCAUCCACGCUCUGGCCAGCCGCCUACUGGGCAACCGUGAUGACCAAUUCGAGUUCCAUCUGGCCGAGAAACAUGAAAAAUGGUCCAGGUACAACGUCCCAGCCAAUGACAACUACACCGUGACGUCGAGUGGUGGCAAGAUUCGUGUUGAGGGGACCACACUCAGUGCGCUGGCCAGAGGCUUACGACAUUACGCCAACGAGGCCCUCAGACUUGACGAAUACUGGUUUAUCAACAGUACGGUAAAGGUACCCGAGAGGCUGCCGAAGCCGAAAGCUGCCCUUUCAGGUGCCAGUACUGUCCCAUGGCGAUACAACCUCAACACAGUAACAUUUGGAUAUACCUUUGUCUGGUACUCCUGGUCGGACUGGGAGAAACUCCUGGAUUGGGCUGCCUUGCGUGGCGUCAACAUUCAGCUCGCAUGGGUUGGCUAUGAGAAGAUAUAUCUGGAUAGCUUCUUAAAACUAGGGCUGAAGGAGGAUGACAUACUAAAAUUCUUCAGUGGCGCCGCUUUCCAACCGUGGAACCGGUUCGGUAAUGUCCACGGCACAUGGGGCGGCGAGGGUCUGCUCUCACGCGAGUGGAUAGACCAGCAGUUUGCGCUCCAAAAAAAGAUCGUAGCUCGCAUGGUUGAGCUCGGCAUCACGCCUGUACUUCCCGGGUUUCCUGGUUUUGUACCAGAUGCGCUACGGCACCUGCGGCCGAAAGCCGACAUUGUCCAGGCGCCGGCCUGGUCAGGCUUUCCGGACAACAACACACGCACAGCAUUCCUAAACCCGACUGAUGUUCUCUACGCGGAGCUGCAAAAGUCAUUCAUCGAAGUCCAAAUCAAAGAAUUCGGGAACGUCACCAACAUCUACACUGUUGACCAAUUCAAUGAAAUUGACCCUGGGUCUGAUAGCAUAAAGGCACUAGCAAACAUCUCAUCCCAGACCUACAAUGGAAUCACCGCCGCCAACCCAGCAGCGAUUUGGCUCAUGCAAGGUUGGCUGUUUUAUAGUGGCAAUUCUUUCUGGACUCGGGAGCGAGUUGAGGCGUACUUGGGUGGCCCCCCGCACAAAGACGACAUGCUUCUUCUCGACCUCUACUCCGAGAGCCAGCCUCAGUGGCAGCGGACGAAUAGCUACGCCGGACGACCAUGGAUCUGGUGCGAGUUGCACGAUUUCGGCGGAAAUCAGGCUUUUUACGGUGCCAUUUCGAAUGUUACUGAAAAUUCGGUUGCUGCGUUAGCGGAAUCUGACACUCUUGUCGGCUAUGGGCUCACACCCGAGGGCUAUGAAGGCAACGAGGUCGUAUACGACUUGAUGCUUGAUCAGGCAUGGGAGGAACUCCCCAUAGACACAAAAAAGUACUUUCACAAGUGGACGAGCCUGCGGUACGGCGCUGAAGAGUCCAUCCCGGAAGAAGUAUUCAGAGCUUGGGAGCUCCUACGUGAUAAUGCCUACGAUGUCAAGGAUGCCGCCAUCCCCGCAGUUGGAGUCUCCAUCUAUCAGAUCAUGCCUUCUCUUAACGGUCUCACAAACCGUACGGGCCACUACCCUUCGCCUACAGCACUUCCAUACGAUCCCAUGAUAAUGAAGGAAGUUUGGCGGCUCUUCUACAACGCCACGCUGAAAGCAUCACGACUAUUGGCCAUGCCGUCUUUCCAUCUCGACUUCGUGGAUGUUACUCGCCAGCUCAUGGGGAAUGCCUAUAUAGAUUUGUACCACGAUCUUAUCCACACAUUCAAAACGAGUGAGAACGCCACAUUGGUUCAAGAGCGGGGAAGCAAUAUGCUCUCGUUUCUGAAAGGUCUGGACGCAGUACUCAAUACGGAUGAAAAUUUCACGUUUGAAAAGUGGCUCAACGACGCAAAAGCUUGGGGCGAGACCACUGGGGCUCUCGAUGCGAUGGCCUUCAACGCGCGCAGCCAAGUGACAGUCUGGGGCAUUCAGUCCGAACUGGACGACUACGCUGCGAAGGCGUGGUCAGGUCUCGUCAAGUCGUACUACGGCAAGCGAUGGCAGAUAUUUGUCGACGCUUUGGUCGAUGCCAAGAAGCAAAAGGCUGACCUAGAUGAGGCAGCUGUGCAAAACAGGAUUCGCGACUUCGAGGUGUCUUGGCAGUAUCGCGGAUAUCGCCAGGAGACUUGCGAGACGAGGGGAGAUAUUCAAACUGUCAUCAAGAAGCUCACCAAGCGUUGGCCAACUGUAUUUCUCUAA
Akanthomyces muscarius is the source of this 2283-nucleotide messenger RNA. RefSeq lists its product as uncharacterized. The record is from RefSeq and is a predicted model, not a curated record. NCBI's taxonomy places the organism in Eukaryota, Fungi, Ascomycota, Sordariomycetes, Hypocreales, Cordycipitaceae. The transcript is spliced from 3 exons. The coding region runs from base 1 to 2283 and encodes 760 amino acids.